CUUUGGCAUGUGAGGUUUUAUUAGUGUUUUGUAGCUCAAGUAAUAAUAGAAAAACAACCAUGGUUAGCUAAAGUAUUAAAAGGCGGCUCCUAAUCUAUACCUUGGAUGGUCAUUGGUCAACAAUCUCUACCUUUCUCAUUUCUAAGUUCCUUCCUCUACUUGCCCUCUAUAUAUAUAUUAUUGUUCACCUUUGUCAUUGUCUUUGUCCCUCUCAAAAACCAAACUCUCUCAACACAAGAAGCAAGCAAUCAUGGAGGUGGUGAUACCAACCAGAACAGCCAUGGAUUUCGACUUCAAUAGCGCCCGAUCUUCGCCAUGUGUGACGGCCCCUUCGACGCCAAGGCGGUUCGGGGAGUUCUACAUGAGUGCACCAACAAGCCCAACUAGGAUGUCUGACUUUUACAGGGAGUUUGAAGAGUUCUCCAACAGCAAUUGGGAAGAUGGUGAGCCGCCAACUCAUGAAGGAGCCACACCAAAAUCUACCAAAUCGCCUAAGGAUGAGUUUGGCUUUGAGGACUUCGCAUUUGAUGUUAGUGAGGAGGUGGAAAGAACUUCUCUCUCAGCUGAAGAGCUUUUCGAUGGCGGCGUUAUCCGACCCUUUAAGCCUCCUCCUGCAACUAACACCCCCAGAACUCCGUCCUUUUUCCGUCAAGUUCUUUCGCCUAGAUGGAAAAAGGGUAAAGACCAUCCACUUGGGUCGUCGUCCACGACCCAAAUGGACAACACCACAAAGAGAAGUGAUCAGCACCAAAGAGGAAGAGACAGAACUCCUGCAGCCUUGUCAUCCUCUGUUUCGGGCCAUCGAGCAACAAGGUCCCUAUCUCCUUUGAGGGUUUCGGAGUAUCAAUGGGAAGAAGAAGAAAAACAACAGCAACAGCAGCAACAACAAAACAACAGACAGUUAGCUCCGAAAGCCAUGUUUUCUCCCUCUGCUGCUGCUUCAGCUUCAAAGGCUUCAAAGAAAUGGAAACUGAAAGACUUUCUGCUGUUUCGAAGCGCAUCAGAAGGAAGAGCAACAGAUAAAGAUCCAUUCCGAAAGUACUCAAAUCUGUUCAAGAAAAACGAAGAUGUCAAGAACUCCAGCUUCAGGUCCAUAGACAGCCCGGCGGCCACGAGCACAAGAAGAAGAGGGCCAGUUUCAGCUCAUGAGUUGCAUUACACUAUGAACAAAGCAGUGUCUAAUGAUAUGAAGAAGAAGACCUUCUUGCCUUACAAGCAGGGCAUUUUGGGUCGAUUGGCCUUCAAUCCUGCUGUCAGUGCACUUGCCAAUGGCUUUGGGUCUCUUUCACGGUCCUGAAUCUGCCAUAGAAUUUGAUUAAUUUUUGAGAAAAUCUGCUGUUUUUCAUCAAAAUUUUUCUGCUGUAAAGUUGCCUAUUUAUUUGUUUUUAGCAGUGUAGAAUACAUACGUAAGAGGAUUGUGGUUGAUGGUUUGCAGUUAAAAACACAAAAAUCAGGCAUGAUUAUUGCCCCCAUUACUGCAUACACAUUCUUUCUUUCUUUCUUUGUUUUAUAUCAAAGUUUGUAAUUGGAGGAAUAUAUAAAUAUACAUACUGGAAGAAAGAAGCACAUAUUUAUCAAA
Prunus avium (sweet cherry) is the source of this 1579-nucleotide messenger RNA. RefSeq lists its product as uncharacterized. The record is from RefSeq and is a predicted model, not a curated record. Lineage: Eukaryota; Viridiplantae; Streptophyta; Magnoliopsida; Rosales; Rosaceae.